AUGACGCGAAGUUUGAUAAGUUUUGCUUGCGAGCGUUGUGGUGUUGAGGUAGAGAAGUCGAAGCGGACGAAAAUCAAGUUGUGUGCGUUUUGCGGUGCACUGGCUAGGAAGGAGCGGAUCUUGGACCGCUGUCCGAGUUGUGGUCAGGAAGUGUGGCGUGACCGUAAGCGGAGCCGGUCUUGUAAUGGUUGUAUCCGGCGCAGACGGUUGUCGGUUACGACUACGGCUUCGUCCGAUUUGGGAGAUACACCCACAAAGGAAAAGCAGAUGGAAAAACUGCCCAGCCUCCACCUCGAAGAAGAACCCUGCUUCGCCUUAGCCUCCUCGGGUCUACCGACUCUCUCCGACCGCGGUCUCUCCGACCGCGGUCUCUCCGACCUGAACACGCCCUUAGACCAUUUUGAACCGGACCAACCACAACCACAGGCACCACCCGGCCGUCUGGUCGAACAACUCUCAGCCGACCAACUCUCUGCCGAAGCGGCAGCACUCGAAAUGCUCCCAGUCUUCGAACUGCCGCCUGGAUUCGAACCACCACCCGAACGAAUCACUGAAUACUGGCCCGUCGCAGAAUCCUUCGACGCUACCACUUUUUAA
Messenger RNA from Gregarina niphandrodes, 597 nucleotides. RefSeq lists its product as hypothetical. The record is from RefSeq and is a predicted model, not a curated record. The transcript has a single exon. Lineage: Eukaryota; Apicomplexa; Conoidasida; Eugregarinorida; Gregarinidae. The coding region runs from base 1 to 597 and encodes 198 amino acids.